CCCCCGUGGUUCCUGGUCCCGUCUACCAGGAGGGAGACAGCUGUCAGCAGAACCACAACAUGAGAACCACUCUGAUCUGGAUCUUUGUCCUGGCUGCUGCCGGUCUCCCGGUCCUUUGUGACAGAGACCAGCAACCCGGGCCACCGGCUGAAACCCGCUCCCGCUUCGCCGCCCUGGACGACGUGCGUCUGCUCGCCAACGGCCUCCUCCAGCUGGGCCAGACCCUGCGGGAGUUUGUGCUCAAGACCAAGGUGCAGAUCAACGACAUCUUCCAGAAACUCAACAUCUUCGACCGCUCCUUCGACCAGCUCUCCGUGCUGGCCAGUGAAAUCAAGGAGGAGGAGGAGGAGCUGAAGAAGACCGCCGUGGUGCUGAGGGCCAACAACGAAGAGAUCAAGGGCCUGUCCGUCCGGAUCAACUCCAAGGUGGACACCAUCAUGCUGGAGAAGGGCCACCUGCAGAGCAAAGUGCAGGGCCUGGAGGAGAAGCUGAGUAGUUUGUCUAUAGGCGUGUUUACCAGCGACCAGGUCGGAGAGAUCAACGGCCUUAGGGAAGUGAUUAACACCCAGGAACAAAGCAUCACCCAGCUCCUGAAGGCUGUGAGGGAGCAAAGUGACCAACUCAACUACCAGAGGACCAAGAUCAAGACUCUGGAGGAAAAGUUUACAGCCAGCUCUACCGCCCAGGAGACAGUUGAGAGGAUGCCUGAACCUUUCAUGAGCGAAGCACCAACACUUAGCCCCUAUCUGGCCUCCAGCGAGACAAAUGCAGUCGCAGAUCUACCAGCGGACUGCAGUCAACUCUUCAACAGAGGUGAGAGAACCAGCGGCGUGUACGCCAUCAGACCCAAUGGAUCCCAGCCCUUCAUGGUGUUUUGUGACAUGAGUGCAGAUUACGGGACAACCGUUAUCCAGCGGAGGAAGGACGGUUCUCUGAACUUUGAUCAAACCUGGGAGAAAUACGAGAAUGGAUUUGGAGAUUUCCACGGGGAGUUUUGGCUGGGUCUCAAGAAGAUGGGUCGUCUCGCCGCUCAGGGCAACUCGGUCCUCCACAUCCAGCUGCAGGACUGGAGACAAAACCAGCGCUACGUCGAAUACCUUUUCAAUCUCGGCGGUCCAGAGAGCAACUACACGCUCCACCUCGAGCUGUUGUCGGGAGAUAUGACCGACCUCAUGAGGAACCACAUAAACAUGAUGUUCUCCACGCAGGACAGGGACAAUGGCAAGAACCAGGACUCCAACUGUGCCCGCAGCUACACAGGUGGUUGGUGGUUCAGCCGUUGUGGAGACGCCAACUUGAACGGGAGGUACUUCCUUGUGAGAUCAAAGGGCCGUUCGGACCGGCGAAGAGGAAUCCUUUUGAAGUCCGGACGUACAUCCUCUUACACGCUCAAGUUCACGCAGAUUUCAGUCCAUCCCCUCGGCACCUCUACCUCGUCCUCUGAAACUGGCGGCUUUCUGGCAAACAGCACAGACGUUCGCCAGUGACGAGUCAACUGCAACCACAGUCUAGAGCGGCCUCUAAAGGGGAGCUUCGGAAGUGCUCCGUGUGGCCAGCCGGGGUCUCAGUGGGCCUUGGCCACAGUUUGGGACUCGGGCCACAGGAUGUAAGCUUAGAGACCAACAGUUAUCAGUGGUUGUUGAAGAAAAUGUCAAUUGUCAAAUGGGAAUUACGCUGCCAGAGUACACGCUGGUCUGGUCCUCAGGCUGUGACGCGAUACAGCCUCGGUUUUGGUUCGUAGUCAUGCAAAUCCAAUGAAUCUGUUCUAGAGAGCUAAAAAUAAGACACAUUUUACAGAGGUAAGUAUGGUUUCACAUGCAGACAACAAUGCAAAAUACCAUCAAAUAAAUAAAUACGUUUUACAUCUAA
Molecule: messenger RNA, 1869 nt
Organism: Nerophis lumbriciformis (worm pipefish)
Lineage: Eukaryota; Metazoa; Chordata; Actinopteri; Syngnathiformes; Syngnathidae
Product: angiopoietin-related protein 3-like
Biological process (GO): phospholipid homeostasis; triglyceride homeostasis; cholesterol homeostasis
Source: RefSeq, a predicted model, not a curated record